AUGAUAUCUACUUCAGUGGGAUCAGAAUCAGGAAAAAUUGAUCAAAGUAUCGAAAUCCCAACAAGCAAUGGUGGUUUGUAUAAAAAUCGCAGAUUUAUUUCUUCAACAUCCAACAUUCCAACAAAUUCGAAAUUAGGUAUACGGGAAAAUGAUUUAUCUCGUAGCCUAUUAACAGAAGCAAAUGUAUCAUCGCAAAAUUUCGUUGGUUUACAAUCAUUGCAUACCAUUUCAAUCAAUGAUUCAUGCUUUAAUAUGCGGAAAAGCAAACAGUUAGCUGAUUUUGAUGUGAACAAGCAGAUGACCCAUAUGGAUAACAACCAUUCGACGAAUACUGUACGCUUCUCAUCACAUCGACCAUUGUCAAUAAUUGAUGCAAAUAUUUCGAAUAACUUUCCGAUUCAUAUGUUUCCUACAUCAACUUUACCACAUUAUCAUGAUUUUGAUUACCAUAACAUGUCAUCAACAACUAUGAUAACUUCGGUAGCAACAACAACAACAACAACAACAACAACAACAGCAACAACAACAACAACAAAAACAGCAACAACAGCAACAGCAACAGCAACACCAACAACGACAACAACAACAACAGCAGCAAGUAAUGGUGUUGUAGUAAAGGAAAAAGCUGUGAUAUUAGAUGAAAGAUAUCGUGGUGAAUUAUCAAUUCUUGAAAAGUAUCGGUAUGAUCUCAGUCGAGCACAACUUAAAGCAAGUUCACGAACAUCAGCUUUAUUGGCAGGUUUUGCUAUGGUUGCCUUGGUGGAAUUGCAGUACGAGCGAACGACGCCACCUUUUCUCUUAAUAACACUUGGAGUGGUGACAACACUUCUUGUUUCCGUUCAUCUUCUUGCACUAAUGAUGUCAACAUGUAUAUUACCUUACAUUGAAGCGAAUGGUUGUACGCAAGAUUCACCUCAUAUCCGGUUGAAAUUCUAUAUCGAUUUAUCAUGGUUAUUUAGUACAUGUAUUGGUUUAAUAUUGUUUCUUAUUGAAAUUGGUAUAAUAUUUUUUGUGAAAUUUUAUGCGGUCAAUUAUAUUACUGCUGCUUAUAUUACCACUGCUAUGCUCAUACCCGUUGUAGUGGUAUUUACAAUAUUUUCAUGCCUUAUACAUAAAAAUCGAUUUAUUCAUUCAAUAAAUCGUGUGGGAUCAAAAGCAAUUGAUUUGCAAAAAUUUCUAAACGAAAAUAAUGCAGCGACAUCGAACAUUCCGAAUGCUACAACAUCUACACCUUUUGAACGACAUUUGGUAGGUGCUGGUUUACAAAGCAUCCGAGUUAUUCAUCACUGA
Messenger RNA from Acanthocheilonema viteae, 1290 nucleotides. NCBI's taxonomy places the organism in Eukaryota, Metazoa, Nematoda, Chromadorea, Rhabditida, Onchocercidae. The record is from the annotation of a GenBank genome assembly.